UUAAUGUUGGCAGCUUGUGUUUUGAAUUUGCAGAAGUUAGCGAAAAUUAAAAGUUCGUAAAAUCUACUUUUUAGGUUUACGUAUGUUAUUAUUGCAUUAUUAUUAAUUUGAUCAAACAAAGUGAAACAAUUUAAUUAAUAAUUGUAUCCCGUAUAAAACUAACUUACAAUAAUGCAUUAUAUACAAAAAUAUUUGGAUAAACUCCAAAUCCCUAAGACAAAUAAUAAACCAAUAAGUAAUGGAUAUAAAACAAAUAUCUUCCUAUAUUGCAAUUAUUAUAGCUUUUAUUCUCAAAAGGUUUUAAUGGCCCUUUAUGAAAAAAAUAUUGAUUUUGAACCUCUAGUAAUAGACAUUACUAAAGGGGAACAGUACUCGCCGUGGUUUCUUGAAAUAAAUCCCCGUGGCGAAAUCCCAGUUCUCAAAGUCAAUAAUUCUAUUAUACCAGAUUCUACCCGAAUUCUAGAUUACCUAGAACUCUACUUAGACCAUGAUAUGCCACCACUGAUUGAGGUAUCUCAGGAUAGCAAAACUUUAGCAACCAUUACUAAGUUUAGAGAACUUAUUGAGGCUCUACCAGCUGGUUUGAUUACAGUGGGAUCAUUUUUUCACCCUCAUCUUUGUGUCAGCCCUAAACUACCUUUUAUUCUACCAGUCAGAGAAGUGCUUAAAAGUGGAGAUUUGAGUAGUUCAAAAAAUCUUAGAAAACUAGCAGAGGAAAAUCCUUCAGCUAAAGGAGUUUUAUUGUAUAAAGCGGAAAUACAAGACAGAAAGCACGAAAUAAUUGCUAAUGAAGAAGAAUAUAUAAAAGUAUUAAAUAUAGUAGAUGAUGUUCUAGGCCAAGUUGAAAUACAACUUAAAACACAAAGUGAAGAUGGUUGGCUUUGUUGUGAAAAAUUUAGUAUAGCAGAUAUAAAUUUGACUGUUCUUCUUCAACGACUUUGGGAACUAGGCUUAGAAGAGAGAUUUUGGAUGAAUGGUAAACGGCCCAACAUAGAGAAUUAUUUUGCCCGUGUUAAAUUACGUGAGUCCUUUAAAAAGACCAUACCUAACUUACCUGUUCAUUUAAAGAUGAUUUUAACAUCACAACCUCCUAUUUAUGUUGGAGCUGCUGGUGCAGUAUCUAUUGGAGUUGUGUUUGCUUUGGCAUAUGUUGUCAAAAAACUUAUCCGUUAACAAUAUUAUUUCAUUCAUGGCUAAAACAAACCAACAGUAUCUAUAUCUAUAAAAUAUUUUUUUGAAUUACUUAUAGGAUCCAAUUAACAUAGACAUAAGCAUAUUUCACUUUCUUUUAAACUUUUUCAUGUAUAUAGUAAUAUAGUAUUUUUUGACUGUAUAAUGAAUACAGGAAAAAGCAAAUGUGAAGAUGAUCAUAUGUAUGAAUUAAAAUUAUUGUAUUUAAAAGCAUUUGGCAUGUAAAUUAGAUGUUGCCAUUGUAUAGAAAUAUAUUAUGAUUUAUAU
Messenger RNA from Vanessa tameamea, 1458 nucleotides. It is a transcript of the gene Gdap1, whose product is annotated as ganglioside-induced differentiation-associated protein 1. The transcript has 5 exons. The coding region runs from base 172 to 1173 and encodes 333 amino acids. Gene Ontology annotation, cellular component: mitochondrial outer membrane. Gene Ontology annotation, biological process: mitochondrial fission; mitochondrial fusion. The record is from RefSeq and is a predicted model, not a curated record. Lineage: Eukaryota; Metazoa; Arthropoda; Insecta; Lepidoptera; Nymphalidae.